UUUCCAAAUUCCAAACCGACUAUACGUGAUCCAAAAUAUGUGUACGAUUUGUUGAAUUACAUGAAUUUAUGAUCAGAAUCCUACGCUCACUCAACUCCGGCGACUUACUCAUCGCCGCUCUCUUCCACUAUCUCCCGUUUCAGAAAACUCAAAACUGAGCCGCGGUUUUACUUUUCUCAUCUGUGACUUUUCCUUGCUAAAUUCUCAUACAUUUAACGACUGAUUCUCAACAGACUUAUAAUUUAUUUUUCUUAAUUUCUUUGCUAAUAUGCUGGACUGAUCAUCAUCGAGGAUUUUAGGGAUCUUAUAAAACUUAUUGCUUACUUUUUUUAGCAAUCACUCUUCUCUCUAUAUAAUUCUUUCUUCUUCUCUCAAAUUGCCGGCGAAACUCACCAAUCUACCACCACUUCCGCCGCCUCAGCCCCUUUUCUCGGACGUCAGCUCCCCGUGGAAUUGUGCUCGGCGUUCUCUUCUCAACAACAUCAAGAGGCCUUAAUUUUAUUGUUCAUCAGGUAUAUUUCUACCCGAAUGGCAUCUAGACGGAACGCCCAGUAUAGUCGUCUUGCUGAUGAUGACGAUAGCAAUUAUAAUGGUGGUGGUCAAAAUCGACAUGACCCCAGAUUUGAUUAUGCUCCCACAAGCUACGACAAAGUUCCUUGGAAAUCAAUAAUUCUUGCAAUCUUUUUGCUCCUACUUGGGUGCUUGCUUCUCUUGCUUGCAGUUUUCAUCUUCACUGGUCACAUGGGAGGGGAGUUCUCCCAAGCUUAUGGCCUCUUAGGACUAGGUUUACUUACCUUCCUGCCAGGAUUCUAUGAAACUCGGAUUGCCUACUACUCGUGGAGAGGUGCCCAAGGAUACCGCUUUGCCAAUAUUCCCGACUAUUGAGGGUUUGCUUUGUUUGAACGCAUCAUAUUUGUUUUUUUUACACAUUUAGCUUCCUCUGUAAGAACUCGUGGCCAUACAUACUAAUGUGUAUAAUAUGUAGAACCAAGUGCGCGUAGUGUGUAAAUUCUGUUUAGCUGCCACACACUGGUCACAAUUGCUUACAAAUGUCCAGACAAGUUUUGUAUCGGAGAGCUUCUUUAGUUGAAUCCAUGAGCUGCUAACUAUAUAUUUCCCUAAA
Molecule: messenger RNA, 1123 nt
Organism: Salvia splendens (bonfire salvia)
Lineage: Eukaryota; Viridiplantae; Streptophyta; Magnoliopsida; Lamiales; Lamiaceae
Product: transmembrane protein 230
Exons: 3
Coding region: 529-885 (118 amino acids)
Cellular component (GO): endomembrane system
Source: RefSeq, a predicted model, not a curated record